GAGCUCGGCAAGCAGGCACAGGCGUCCGCCGCCACCAGGGGAUCGUCAGAGGCAAAAAGAUAGAGCCCGACCGGGAUCGAACCGAUGAUCUUCAGCGUCGACUGAUAAAACCGAAAACUGACGCGCUAGCCACUGCGCUACGGGCCCUCAAGUUUCAGCGCUGUCCCGGGACUGAAUAUGAACCAAAGAGCAGACGUCAGCCACUCCCCUCCUUUGUCCUGCGCACGGCGGCGCGCGGCUCCCCUUGUCCUCGCGGCACAACCCCUGGGCAACGCAUGCCCGAGCGCAUCGGCGCCUCAUCAAGCGAGCGUUGCCGCGUGCUCCGCUGCCGUGUGCUCUUCGCUCCCGACCACCACCACCCAGUCCGCCAUGCCCAGCAGCACCACGUCAGCCGCGCCCUCCCGGGGCCAAGGCGCCUCCGAGCCCGCGGGCGCUUCGCCUCAAGGCACCAGCGAGGCCUUCCGCAAGCACUUCGCCGCCCAGCUGCCGGUCCUGCUACGCAACGAGCUGCUCCACCUGCGCGAGGCACUCAUCGGCAGCGCGGCACUCAUCCUGCACAUCAGCCUCGGCUGGACGCCCGAGGACCUGCGCGAGGCGCUGCCCGACGCCGACAAGCUGCGCCAGCAGCUCGCCGAGUGCGUGCCGUACGUCGUCUCGAUGGCCGCCGGCGCCGCCGCCCUCGCCGUGCAGCGCAAGGAGGUUCCGCCUGCGCAGCCGGCACACGAGGCUGGGCCGAGCUCCUCCUCGCCGCGCCUCGACGCGCCCAAGGAGCUGCCGCAGCUGACCUACGACGCGCUCUGGGACUACAUCGCCGCGCAGCGCAAGAACGGCAGCCUCGUCGACGACCCGGCGUGGGUCGACGGCACCAAGGCCAAGCACAAGAUGACGUCGCGCGUGCAGGCAAGUCUCAACGCCCUGGAGAAGGACUUUGCCGCUGCCGCGCUGCCGCUGCUCGCCGUGCCCGCGCUGCGCCGCGCCAUCGAGGCGCUCAGCGAGCCUCUGACGGCGGAGUUCCUCGCGUCGGCUCUGCAGUCGCUCGAGCCGUUCCCACUCGAUGUGCACGCCGGCCCGCAGCCGCUCGAGCCCAAGGCGCCGUCGCUCGAGCACGCCGAGGCGCUCCUCACGCACGGCAUCCGGCUCAGCCGGCGCAUGCAGGCCGCCGCCAGCCUGCGGGCCAGCCGCCUGGCCAAAGAGAUCGGGAAGCGCUGCGCUGGCCGCACCGGGAUGGCUCGCGCAUGGCACGCCGCCGCCGUCGCCUUUCCCGGCUCGCGCGUCGACAACAAGGAGCAGGUCACGGCGCACAUGUCUGCGGCGCAUGCGUGGAACACCGCAGCCUUGCCGGACCUCGACGGCAUCGAGGCAGGCGCGGCAAGCAACGCCGCUCUGACCAAGUACUUUGGCGCCAUGGACAAGGAAGGCGCCAUUGCGUACGAGCAGCACUUCCGGCAGGCCAUCGUGAGCGUCGACCGCGCGCUCACGGCGCUGCGCGAUCUCUCCGCCGUGCCGGCGCCGCUCUCGCUCGCGGCCCACCGCGCACGCGUCGCAGCGGGCGCAGCCAGCGGACCGGCAACGGGCACCUCCAGCCAGGCGACUGCGACGCCUGCCGCCGUGCCGGAGGACGAGUGGACGCGGCAGGUCAAGUUCCGAUGCCAUCGGCGCCGCGCCGACGCAGGCCACCACCUCGCCGCGUUCAAGUGGAAGUGCCCGCUCUUCGGCGAGCCGAAGCGCAGUGCCAUUCUCCCGCUCGCCGCCAAUGCGGUGCAAGGUGCGCUGGCGACAGCGUCCGGUGCCUGCGUCGAGUCCGCUGACGCUUGCUCCGAUAGACCUUGAGCUCGCACUGGCGUAUGCUGCCACGCCGGGCCAGAAGCGUGCCAUACAGACGGAGCUCGUGCAGGCUCAAAAGACGCUCGGGCACAUCGAGGACGGAACGGGCUGGUGGCU
Molecule: messenger RNA, 1941 nt
Organism: Tilletiopsis washingtonensis
Lineage: Eukaryota; Fungi; Basidiomycota; Exobasidiomycetes; Entylomatales
Exons: 3
Coding region: 178-1830 (550 amino acids)
Source: RefSeq, a predicted model, not a curated record